Messenger RNA from Drosophila subobscura, 2342 nucleotides. RefSeq names its product serine-aspartate repeat-containing protein I (gene nw). Gene Ontology annotation, cellular component: external side of plasma membrane. NCBI's taxonomy places the organism in Eukaryota, Metazoa, Arthropoda, Insecta, Diptera, Drosophilidae. The transcript is spliced from 4 exons. Gene Ontology annotation, molecular function: carbohydrate binding. Gene Ontology annotation, biological process: biological process involved in interspecies interaction between organisms. The record is from RefSeq and is a predicted model, not a curated record. Bases 511 to 2031 code for a protein of 506 amino acids.
GCCAGACCAGAACAACUAGCUUCAAAUCAAACAAAUAUCGAACAAAAGUUUCCUAAAUCUGUCCAAGGAUUACUCAAGAAGAAGUCGCUUCUGCUUCUGCUUCUGCCUCUCUGUCUGUGUCCCUGUUUGUACGUGUACGUGUACGUGUGUCUCGUCUCCCUCACCUCACCUUCGCUUCGGGCGCGCACUGGAAGAGGAAACUGGAACUGGAAUUGGUAUUGGUAUUGCUGUAGCUGUAGCUGGAGUUCUGGAAGCAGCAAGCCUCUUCUUCGUUCGCUUCUUCGCUUUCUUGGCGGACAUUCGCGGCUGCGUGAUAUUGCCCGGAUCACCCCAGCGAUCAGUCGAAGACGAAGACUUGCAGUGAACGCGACGUGUACUAGUGUUAGCCUUCUCGAACGCGCGUCUUCCCACACAUCCAAUCGCUCUUGCAUUCAGCUCGUUAGAUCGUCGUCAGUUACAGCCAGAUUGUACUCCGAACUCACUCUCUACCAGCCGCAUACCAAGCAAAAGAUGGCCAAAAUCAUUCUGUUCUGUGUGCUGAGCCUUUUGGCGUGCGCUGCAGGUCAACGCAUUACGACAAUCCAUUUGGAUGGAGUCCAGUACUUCAUUAGCCGGAUGAAUCCCUAUUCGCCGGAGCUGAACUACUUCCUGGCCUACCAGUACUGCCGCUCCUUGGGCCUGCAGCUGGCCUCGUUCGAGACGAAGGAGAAGGCCGAAUCGAUGACCACGUACUUGAAGAAUGCCGGCUACGGCAACUACGAUUUCUGGACCUCCGGAAAUCGCCUGGGCACGGGCAUGUUCCUAUGGAUGAGCACCGGUUUACCGUUCAAUGCCACCUUUGACUUCUUCGAGAACUCGGCGGACGCCAUCCAGGCCGGCCUCCUCGAUCCCGUCGAUCACAACAGCAACACCUCGCCCCAGCGCACCGCCCGCGACAGCAGCAGUGGCGCCGAGAAGGGAUGCGUUAUCCUGAAGCAGCCCACGCUCAAGUGGAUGCCCGAGGACUGCUCCGCCGUCAAGGACUUCAUUUGCGAGCAGACCCGCUGCUACUACUACAACUACGGCAGCAUCCCGGUCUCGUCUGCGCAGGGACGUCCCAUCACCUCGACCACGCCCAGACCGCCUGCCGCACUGAUGCAUCUGCAUGCCGCCACCACCACCACGCCCCUGCCCCUGCUCAUGUCCACCACCGGAGGCCUGUACACGGCCGCCAAGGCCAAGUCGUCGCCAGCAAUUGCCCAUCGGCUGGCAGAGGAGGCCAGCUCGCCGUCGUUCCACUCCUUCAAGCUGAACCAAGAUCGCUCGCUGACCGACAAGGAUGCCAUUGACGUGGAGGUGGAUGACCAGGACGCAGACAUGGACGCCGAGGAGCACGACGAGCACGAGCACGAGGUGGAGAGCGAUGGCGAUGUGGAGGGCGACGAGCACGAUGGGGACAGCGACAACUUCAGCGAGCAUGCCCGCGAGCUGGUCGGCGAUGGAGAGGGCGAUGACAUCAAGGAGCAUGUCUUCCCGCUGCACGACAACGAGCUGCACCACGAGAUGCACUCCAUUGAAGAGGUUCAGCAGCAGCUGCAGCACCACGAUGAAGAUGCCGCACCAGCACCCGCCGCCGCCGCCGCCGCCGCAGCCAUCGCCGCCGCUGCCGAGGAGAGUGUCAGCGCUGAGCACGAGCCGGAGGCUGACGGAGACUCUGAGCCGGAAGCGGAGGCAGAAGCAGAAACCGACUCGGAGGCCGAAUCCCAGGCACCUGGACAGGCCAGCGAGGCGCUGCCGAGCUCCACAGAGUCGCCGGCCGCCGCCGCCAUCGAGGAGCGCAUCAAGCAGAUUGCCCAGGACUUCCAGAAGAUGGCCAGCUCGCAGGAGAUGCAGACCCCAUCCAACGAGGAGAACUUGCCCAAGCAAUCGCUCUCGCUGAACGACCUGAUACGCACCCUGCGCCCCAACGAGCAGCAGAUCAUACCCCAAAUCGACUCCGACUACUCGAACGCCAUGCGGGUCCUGGGCAAGACCCUGGUGCCCCAUAACUAGGCGUCCAUCUCCCCCCCCAGCAUCCAUUAGCAUCCACUAGCCUAAGUUGUGUGUGUUUGGGUCUGGGGCCUACAUCGGGACUAUCCCAUCCACUGUGGGAUUGGGUUCCACUGAGGAACGAGCAUUUUCAAGUGCCGGCCGGAUAACGUCCGAAAAUGUCGCUUCUCUCUGCGGACCCAUCCCCGCAGACCGGGGCAGUCCGUGGGCCCCUGUAGAAAUUUUGCGAUCCGCACUGAUCAUUCCACUAGCAUAUAUCGAGCAACAAGAGAUUAAAGGAGCUAAGACACUAUUCUACUAUAUAUAAAUACGAU